AUGAUGGAAAACAAUCAUACCCCAGUGACCAGUUUCAUCCUCUUGGGGUUCACAGAAGAUCCAUACACACAAACCAUCCUCUUCAUUGUGUUUCUUGUGAUCUACCUGGUAAACGUGGUGGGAAACUUGGGCAUGAUCUUAAUGAUCACAACUGACUCCCAGCUUCAUACCCCCAUGUACAAAUUCCUCAGGCAUCUCUCAUUCUGUGAUCUCUGCUACUCUACCACUACUGUGCCCAAGUUGUUGGCAGGAUUUGUGUCUCAGAGACAAACCAUCCCGUUUUCAGGCUGUGCUGCCCAAUUCUUUUUCUUUGCUGUCUUUGUAACUGCUUCAAUCUACAUCUUGGCUGCCAUGGCUUAUGACCGUUAUGUAGUGAUCUGCAACCCAUUGCUUUACUCCAUGAAGAUGUCCAACAGAGUCUGUGCUCAGCUAAUAGCUGCAUGCUAUUCUGCCAGCUGUGUAAAUGCCAUCAUACACACAGGAGCCACGUUUAGUCUCUCAUUCUGUAGUUCCAAAGUCAAUCAUUUCUUCUGUGAUAUGCCUGCAGUCUUAGCACUCUCCUGCUUUGAUACUCACAUAAAUGAGAUUUUACUAUAUGUAUUUGGCAGCUUUGUGGAGAUUAUUUCUCUUUCCAUUAUCUUCACUUCCUACCUUCUCAUUAUGAUUGCCAUACUGAGGAUCCGCUCUGCUCAAGGCAGACGCAAGGCCUUCCUCACUUGUGCUUCACACUUCACUGGAGUCACUUUGCUUUUUGGAACCAUCAUCUUCAUGUACAUGAGACCAACUUCCACCUACUCCUUUGACCAGGACAAAUGGGCCUCAGUGUUCUACACGAUAGUGAUCCCUAUGCUGAACCCCUUAAUCUACAGCUUGAGGAACAAGAAUGUUAAGGAUGCUUUUAGAAAAAUCUUCAGUGGGAAAUUGUAUUCUGCAUGA
Molecule: messenger RNA, 936 nt
Organism: Alligator mississippiensis (American alligator)
Lineage: Eukaryota; Metazoa; Chordata; Crocodylia; Alligatoridae
Product: olfactory receptor 5AR1-like
Exons: 1
Coding region: 1-936 (311 amino acids)
Biological process (GO): sensory perception of smell; G protein-coupled receptor signaling pathway
Cellular component (GO): membrane
Molecular function (GO): odorant binding; olfactory receptor activity; G protein-coupled receptor activity
Source: RefSeq, a predicted model, not a curated record